AUGUCAUCGCUGCCAGCAUCGCCCGCCUCUACCAUUCCAAGCGCGGAACGCGGCGGUCAAGGCAUGGCACGGGAUCCGUGGGUUGACACAUGUGAAUGGAAAUGGAGCCCUGGUCUCGCUCUUCCUGCUCAGUUCUCUCUGCUGGCAGUCGUAGCGCUCAGUACGCUGCAUGCGCGAGUCUACAACCACCUCCAACAAGGUCACUGUCGGCAAAGGUCCACUCCGUCCGGUAGUCGGCGAAGCGGGGAAAGUACGAAGUCUCGCAGCCACCCCCGAACAUCUCCCGGACCACAAUUCUUUCACCGCUUCGCCCGUACCAUUCUCGGAGCACACCACGGACCAUGCAUCCCCGCCGUUUUCGAGCAGCUGAAUUCUCAACUGCCUUCAGCGUCAAGGCUCGAGCCGCCUUUGACGGGCUUUCCCAGCAGUCCUCCCCCCUCGCGGCAUCGACACGCUGGAACCGACUGCAAUCACGAGCUGUGGGCGUCUAGACUUAGCGACAGGCUCAGGAUCGCCUGUCUGCCAAGACAGCGGUUCGUGGCACGCUGCGUCCCGAGAGGGUUGUGCGGCUCCUCGCACGAUGCUCCAUGCAGAGAAGGCGACGAUUGGACGAUGUCGUCGCACGGUUGGGACGCAGCCGGACAAGCCAAUGCUUUGAAGUUGUCGCCGAUGUCAAAAGCUGCGCUUCUUGCUACAUCGAUUGAGAGUGGUCAAGUCUCUAAUCGAACAGCAGUCGACGCGGGAUCAAGCGAGAUGGUCUGCCCAGCCAUACUCGUCGCACGGUUCGACAGGAAGGGCGCUGCUGCACUCCCCCUAGUGGAAAAUCCGGGACUCGGCUCUGGGAUUCCCUCCCCGCCUGGGCGUCGUCUCUCCACACUGGGCUCGCUGAGUCGUGCCAGGCCACGCCGAGCAGUUGAUCUUUUUUUGGACCGGUCAAGCCGUGAUCGCCACGAGAUCCACAUCCACCACAUACCCUCUCUAACGACCUCAGCACUCCAUCUCAACAAUGACGUCCUCUGCAACUGGCACCCAUACCUCGGCCACGAGCUCGGCCGCCACAGCAGCCGGCCCGAACCGCGCCUGCCACACCAUGGCGUCCGAAGUCGGCGAGCGCACCACCGGUCGCUGUGCCGAACAUGGCCCCGUCGAGCAACCGUCCCUCCAAGAGGCCUCGAUCGGCCAAUCGUCGGCCAGAGACGGUCCGACGAAGACCAGUCGGAAGGAGAUCAGUCGAAUGACGUCCAGUCGGAUGACAGCCGCACCGUGCAAGAGACCUCUCGCGCCGGGUCCACCUCGCCCGAUCCCUCCGACGCGGAUGAGCACACCUCUGGCGCAAGACUCUGGGGUACCUUGCCCCCUCCGCGUUUCUCAGGCGCCAACACCGCAUCUGCCCGCGCUGAUCUUUGGGCCGUGAUGCCGCACAUCUUCGGGACAAGCACACCUGCAACACCUGCACGGCUGUGGCAGCCGCGUCCGCCUCGUCCACUGCCGCCGCCACGCUUCAACACAACGGGGACGGCCACUGCCCAAGGCACUGAAGCGAUGCGACUUUGGCUUCGUGCUUCGCAAGAAUGA
This is a messenger RNA of Pseudozyma flocculosa PF-1, 1575 nucleotides long. RefSeq lists its product as uncharacterized. Bases 1 to 1575 code for a protein of 524 amino acids. NCBI's taxonomy places the organism in Eukaryota, Fungi, Basidiomycota, Ustilaginomycetes, Ustilaginales, Ustilaginaceae. The record is from RefSeq and is a predicted model, not a curated record. The transcript has a single exon.